Molecule: messenger RNA, 951 nt
Organism: Indicator indicator
Lineage: Eukaryota; Metazoa; Chordata; Aves; Piciformes; Indicatoridae
Gene: GIPC2
Product: GIPC PDZ domain containing family member 2
Exons: 6
Coding region: 1-948 (315 amino acids)
Molecular function (GO): protein binding
Source: RefSeq, a predicted model, not a curated record
AUGCCGCUGGGGCUGAGGAGCAAGAGGAAGGAUAAGUCCAAGGAAACCUCCAAGCUGGUGGAGGGCGAGGCGGCGGGGCCGGCCCCCGCGGCGGCCCCGGCAGCGAGUGCGUCGCGGCUGCAGUUCCACACGCAGCUGGCGCACGGCAGCCCCACGGGCCGCGUAGAGGGCUUCGGCAGCGCCGGAGAGCUCUACGCCAAGAUCGGCGAGGCCUUCGGCAUCGACCCUGCCGAGAUCAUGUUUUGCACUUUGAACACUCAUAAAGUUGAUAUGGACAAGCUCUUAGGUGCACAAAUUGGCCUUGAAGAUUUCAUAUUUGCCCACAUAAAAGGACAACGGAAAGAAGUGGAAAUACUUAAAACUGAUGAUAUGCUUGGGCUUACCAUUACAGACAAUGGAACUGGCUGUGCAUUUAUAAAGCGAAUCAAAGAAGGUAGCCUUGUGGACCAAACCAAAACGAUCUGUGUGGGUGAUCACAUAGAAACUAUAAAUGGAAGAAAUGUGUCAGAUUGUCGCCAUUACGAAGUUGCCAAAAUGCUAAAAGAUCUGGAGAAAGGUCAGAUGUUUAAGCUGGAGCUGAUAGAGCCUAUGAAAGCAUUUGAAAAGCUGGAACCGAGGUCCAAAGGUGGAACUCUGCCAGAGGCUAAGAUCUCCAAAGGGAGAGAAACACUUCGCCUGAGAACCAAAGGCCCUGCUACUGUGGAGGAAAUGCCAACUGAAGUUGAAGAAAGAGCAAUUAAAAAAGUAGAUGAGCUUCUUGAGACAUACAUGGGGAUAAGAGACAUUGAAUUAGCUGCAACAAUGGUGGAAGCUGGAAGAGACAAGAAAAACCCAGAUGAAUUUGCAGUGGCAUUGGAUGAAACUCUUGGAGACUUUGCAUUUCCAGAUGAGUUUGUAUUUGAUGUAUGGGGAGCAAUAGGUGAUGCUAAGCAAGGAAGACUGGAGUGAGAA